AUGAAAAUCCAAAUAGAGCCGGCGCAAUUCCCCGAAGACGCCGAUUCCAUCCUCUCACUGUUUUCUGGCUAUGCCACAUCUCUCGACAUCGACCUCACCUUUCAAUCCUUUCAAGAGGAACUUGAUUCUCUUCCUGGAAACUAUGCUCCAUCUCAAGGGGGGGCUCUCUUGAUGGCACGGGCAGACACGGGUGUUCGAGAAGAUAAUACGAAUGGACGAGUCGACUCAAUCAUUCCCCCGCAGUUCCCCUCUGCCCUCGGAUGUGUGGCACUCCGGCGCAGCUCUGAUGGCUGGUGCGAGAUGAAGCGCCUGUAUGUUCUCAAGGAAGCUCGUGGAGAACGCCUGGGUGAAAGGCUCGUUCAAGCGAUCCUCGCACAAGCCAGAGAUCUGGGCUACCGCGGGAUGCGCCUAGACACUCUACCUGAAAUGACAGCGGCCCAGAGUCUAUAUCGGAAAUACGGGUUUGUGGAUAUUGCACCGUACUAUGACACUCCAAUACAAAGGACUGUUUUCAUGGGUUGUGAGUUUUUAUGA
This is a messenger RNA of Penicillium egyptiacum, 534 nucleotides long. The record is from the annotation of a GenBank genome assembly. Lineage: Eukaryota; Fungi; Ascomycota; Eurotiomycetes; Eurotiales; Aspergillaceae.